CGUGUGUGUGUGUGUUUGCUCUUCGUAUUCUGGGGCGGACCUUUGCGGUAAAAUACAUGUCCACCUCUUCGCCUCCGCCACAAUGACAAAUGAAGCGGGUUUUAACCGGAGGACUAUCUCCUAGAUGUGGGAUAUUUAAUGAUUGUUAUCUGCUAACGCCAAGCGCAGAGCGGAAUGGCUUUAAUGGAGAAGCCGGCGGCCGGGAAGCUCCUGCUGGACGAUACGGUUUCUCUGACGGCGAUAAUCGAAGCGAGUCAGAAUUUACAGUCUCACACGGAAUACAUCAUCCGUGUGCAGAGGGGAGUCUCUACAGAAAACAGCUGGACGGUGAUCAGGAGAUACAGUGACUUCGACAUGCUUAAUAAUAGUCUGCUGAUCUCGGGCCUGAACCUGCCACUUCCUCCUAAGAAGUUAAUCGGGAACAUGGACCGUGAGUUCAUAGCAGAGCGGCAAAAAGGUCUACAGGCGUAUCUGAACUUCCUCACGCAGCACCACAUCCUCUCCAGCUGUGAACUUGUCAAAAAGUUCCUCGACACCAACAAUUAUUCCGCAAACUACACAGAAAUCGCUUUACAGCAAGUGUCCAUGUACUUCAGAUCGGACCUGAUAUGGGAAGUGGUUGAGCCUUUAAAAGACAUGGGUUGGAGAUUACGAAAGCGGUACUUCUUAGUUAAAAACAAAGAGCAGCCCAAGGAGCGACAAGUCUUAAGCUGGGUCGAUUUCGGUCCUGAUAAGUUCUUAUCAGAUAAAGAUCUGCAGUCCAUGAUUAAGCUGCUUUCAUCCCUGGCUCACCCAUACAUCUGUCCAGUCACCUAUGCCUCAACUAUCGAGUCCUCAGCAGUAGUAAUCAGAAUUUUUAAUGAAAAAGGCACACUUAGGGAUCAUAUUUGCAAGGUAAAGCCAAAAGAAGCAUUCUUGAAGAAGUACUGCAACCCCAAAAAGAUCCAGGGUCUGGAGCUGCAGCAGAUCAGGACAUAUGGGAGGCAGAUUUUGGAGGCCCUGAAAUUCCUCCAUGAUAAGGGUUUUCCAUUCGGGCAUCUCCACGCCUCAAAUGUUCUAAUUGAGGACAACACGUGCAAACUGCUGGACAUAGAAAACUCCAUACUGGGACUUCCCUCUUACUACCGGCCUUAUGUUACCCAGUUCAGGAAAAUCAACACCACAGAGAGCAUUGAUGUCUACUCAUUUGGUCACUUGUUGUAUGAAAUGACGUAUGGCAGGCCUCCCGAUGCCGUUCCUGUGGAUCAGUAUCCCUCUGUGCCGUACACUUCAGUCGUCUCGGUCCUGCAGUCCAUCCUGUCCACUGAGGCAUGUAAAACAGGGAUGCCCACAGUUUCUCAACUCCUACAGACACCACUAUUCAGUGAUGUGCUGCUGUUCAACACAGAGAAAGCUCAGUUUAAGAUGACCUCCAAAUUGAAAGAGGCCUUGAAAUUGUCCAAAGAGUGUUUGGAAAAGCAUCUGCAAGAGGAACAGAGAGCGAUUCAGCAGCACAGGAGGCUGACACGGGCACAGUCCCACCACGGCUCUGAGGAGGAGAAAAGGAAGAGGAAGAUCCUUGCCAGAAAGAAAUCCAGACAGUCUGCUUAUGAAAAUGAGGAGGACUUUUCUGUCAAAUACAACAACAACUCUGGUUCAGGAGCAAGUUCUCCACCAACUUGUCCUUCUUCUCCCACUCCUCCACCUGCACCAGGUGUUCAGCCAGUGACCCUUCCACCACCUCCACCUCCUCCUCCUCCAACUUCUACAGGGAUCGAGUCCAGCCCUCCAUCCCUCCAUCCUCCUUCCGUUAAUGGCAAGGGCCGAAGCGCUCUCCUGAGCUCCAUUCAGACCUUCAGCAAAGGCCGACUGAAAAAAGCGGUGACCAACAAUUGCAGCAAUCCAUGCAUCUGAGCAACACUUUUUACGGUCCUUAGUUGUUAUCGUGUGCAAUUUGUCCUUGGCCCUCUUAUCCGAGGCGUCCAGGAUCUGAUCUUCAGGAGUGCAGAGAUGUUUUAAAACUGGACUGCUGGGGGAAACUAUUUUUAAUAUUUCACUUCCAAAUCGGCUUCAGAUCUGCGAUGGUCAUGCUAAAGUGUGUCGUAUCUGUGCUGCUAUGCAGGAUAUGACCUUGGAAAGUGCAUUUCAGCUGUCAGAUUUAUGAAUUGGACUUGCAUAUUUGUGGUAAAUAAUCCCACACACCCUACAACGAUGUUCCUGACCCUCAUAAAAUCAGCCUCCAGCUGCAGCACAUUCAUCAUGUGGUGUUUUCAAGCAGCUUAGAAGAAUUUGGGUUGUGUUUCAAACAGUUUUUAAUGCUUUGACUUUCACUUUUGGGUUUUACGUAAAACGCUGUGUAGGUUUUGUCUUUUAAUCCGUGCAUAAUAUUAUAGUACCUUCAAAUCGUGUCGGAAAUGCAGCAAUUAUGAGAUGAUUCAGAACUCGGUGACACAGAACAGGCUGAAAUGGCUAUUUUGACAUCUACGAUAGUUAGCCUGUUGAAUAAACCAAUUUCAAUGGUUGGUUUUAAGAAGGAAAGCUAAAUUCUGCAAACAGGAAUGCUAAACUGGAUUCUAGUAUUUAUUAGAUAAUUUAGUGAACCCUUGAGUCAUCCUGGAAGUGAGCACUACCAUCACGAUAAAAAUGUUUCACAGUAGGAUAGAUGUGCUCCGUCAGCAUAACAUUGUAUGAGUUCAACAGCGUAAUGAGUUCAAAUCCCGACAUUGCCACAGUCAUCUGUGGCUGGGAGCCAAGGGAGCAAAAUUGGCCAUGCUCUCUGAGUGGUGGGGAUGGCAUACUCCCUUGUGAAUCAGAGCGACAAUAGCCAAUCAUGAGCAUCUGUGAGAUCAUCUCUCUCUCUCUCUCUCUCUCUCUCUCUCUCUCUCGCUCGCUCGCUCUCUCUCUCUCUCUCUCUCUCUCUCUCUCUCUCUCUCUCUCGCUCGCUCUAAAUAUAUAAAUAAAUAAAAGAGGGUAGAAAGUGCUUUCAUCUGAGCCCACUGUGAUAUAGCAUGAGCAGCAGUUCAUAAAGAUGCAGUAGCUGGCAUCACGUCUCGGAGGAAGUACAUUUGACUUCACCCUCCCCAGGUGCUCGCUGUUGUGUAAUGUGAGAAAUAAUUAAUGGUGGGAAUUGGCAAAUGACGAACUUGGGAGUAAAUGGGAUUAAGAUAUUUUUUUUAAGAGAGAGAAAAACUUUACACUGAUUUACCCAGACCCUUCCUGAUAAGUGGAUAAGUGGACCGAAAUGCCAGCAAAAUGCCUCUAACAGCAUGAUGUUUUUCCUUAUAUUUGUCUUUUUAGAAGUCAUAACUCAUAAUUAUUGUAGCCUGACAUGAUGUAAACGCACUUAGAGAGUGGUUCUUAGUGGUUCUUUAAAAAAAAACAAAAAAAAAAGGAAUGAAAGUUAAAAGAAGAAGAAGAAGCAUGUUUGGGUUUGUGCCACAUUUUAACCAUUGUGCCUAUACAAGACUAUUGCUAGAAUUCCCAUUGCCAGAUUUAGGAGCUAUGUAUCUCAUUAUCCUCCUGUGUAGUACAAAAAUAGUGGAUAUUCCAUUUGAUCAGAAUGCUAAUGCUGAAACAGUGCACUCAGAGUGAAUCUUCGUAAUAUGCAGAAUGGAUAAACUUUCAGCUUGGUUGGUCAGGUAAUGUAUUUGUGACCAGCACAAAAAAGGAUUAGUGGAACAUGUACUUAUUUUUUUAUUUUAUUGCUUUUUUGCACCUUGUAGCUCCAGUGCAGAACGAACAUAGCUAACAAGUAGUGUAAGUCUCUCGAACCCAAAAUGUUUUCCAUAGUAAUAUCUGCCUCAAAGUACGCACAGUUCUUAAGACCUGCUAAGGUGUUUUGGGACACAGUAUGAUUUACUGUAAUCUAUUAACAGGAACAAGACAUUUUGUAUUCCUUGGUACAAUUGAUAUCAUAUCAUACCAUACCCUGGACCUCAACAAUUUUUUUUUUUUAUCAACAAAUACUUAAAAAUGUGGUUUAGAAAUAAAGGUGUGGGAAUCAGGAAUGGGAAACCCCCACCCUUGGAUCCAGUUAAAAUUUACUGGAGUGGGUGGACACAUUGAAUAACAUUGAUAACAGCAUUCACUCAUUCAUUCAUUCAUUCAUCUUCAGUAACUGGUUUAUCCUGCUCAUGAUUACAGUGGUUUAAAUGACAGAUUUUUUCAUAUUUUGGCAAAAACAACUAUCAAAUUUCAUUCGAAAAAUUUAGAAGCAGGUACAAAUAUAACUGCAGAUAUCGGCACGAUUUUGAUCAAACUUUCUGCGGGAACAGUCCGGAAUGGUCAGAAUUCCUUCGGCAGCAGGCAGAAGCACAAGUACUACCUUCCUGUUGAACAAAACAUUGAUGUGGUAUAGUCGUACCAGGUCCAGCUUCUCCUACCGGGGCAGAGUCAAGCCAAAAGUCCAGGAGGUGGAGACAACUCAGUGUGUUUCAGGCUGGAUAAGUGUGUUUAAUGUGUUGUUUCAUGUUGUGCAGCAUUAUGUGGGUUAGGGUUUGGAUAAGGCAUAUAGGAGGAGUUGGAUCAAAUCCAGCUCCACCCCCUGGAAUUUUGGUGAUUCUGAAGCCAAGACUAUCUCAGCAAAAGCAGGCUUUAAAAUCACAUCUAAUUUGAAGCAAAUAUAUGAAGAAAGGAACUAUGAUAUGGGAAGUGUUUGGGGGUGUGAUUGAUGUCUAUUACUUGUUGGUUGCAUUAUCCUUGUAGCUUCAGUGCAAAAGUAAGGAAUCAAAUGUCAGACUGGCUGACCAACUACAUUUAGGAUGAGCAAAAUCCUGUUAAUUCUAUUUUCUUUUCUUUUUUGCCCAAAUGUUCCUUAUGAAAAUGCCACAUAUUCAGAUUUGUACAAGUAAACAGGCGUUAAUGUUCUGAUAAACCAUAAUUAGGUGAUUAUCAUGACAUUGAACAUUAUGGCCCCUGCUGGACUGCACAAUUGUAACUCUCAGCCCAUCUGUAUACACACCCUUACAUGUUGCACUGCAGACUAUAAAACAUGGAGAGUUUUUCAGUGAUACCCACGAGUUACGUGUGUUUAGCGUGUACAUAAACCAUACCGAGGAGCAACAUCGGUUUCUCUGCAGCACUUUACCACUGUUUAUUGGUGGUCUUUGAAAAGAGGUAUAACGUUUACAUUAGAUUUAAUUAUGUUGAAAGACGGUAUGACUAGCGAGACAGUUUGAUUAUAUUUGAUAAGAGUAAUGAACACUGCACAUUUGCCACAACCACUGCUGCACGCACUGAAGGUGUGCAUCCUGUUUUUAAAAUACAAAUGUUUUUGCCCCCCCCCAUUAUAAAAAGUUGCGUUGACAAUGUUUUAUCCGUGAUAUCGUGCUUUUAUUUGUGAACUUUGAAGUAAAAACAACAAAAUGUUCUUUAAUGUUUUGCAGUUAUAUGUCAGAACAUCUUUUCCUCUAAUAUAUAGUUUAUCAAAGCACAUGUGAUUGUAUUGAAUGUGGCGUGCCUCAUUUAUGACCAUAGGGGUGAAGCUAGGAUCUGACGUUUAGGGUUGCUCAGCCCUUAAUGAGUGUUGCAUGCAAACUUGAAAAGCACUAGCUGGUUUUCAUUAUGGGAGCUGACUGAUUAGUGAUCCAACAAAUAAACUAAAGAAGGGGCUUUAAAAUGAGAAUGAAGGUGCCACACUGUACCGUGGACAAAGCCUGCCCAAAUUAUGGUCUUUUCAAGUUUAUAAAUGCUGUGUGUGUGUGUGUGUGUGUGUGUGCGUGUGCGUGUGUGUGCAUGCUUGGGCAUAACUAAGGCAUUUCAUGCUAUAAACCUACAAAAGAAACCAUUGUAAUUGAACAGUUGUCAAAGUGUUCAGGUACUUUCUGUUGAGCUUUUUAGCACUGUAAAUAAAAUCUUGAUUCCGCUUAUA
Messenger RNA from Ictalurus punctatus (channel catfish), 5848 nucleotides. RefSeq names its product PX domain containing serine/threonine kinase (gene pxk). The transcript is spliced from 18 exons. The record is from RefSeq and is a predicted model, not a curated record. Gene Ontology annotation, cellular component: late endosome; early endosome; extrinsic component of endosome membrane. Gene Ontology annotation, molecular function: actin binding; protein kinase activity; ATP binding. Lineage: Eukaryota; Metazoa; Chordata; Actinopteri; Siluriformes; Ictaluridae. The coding region runs from base 175 to 1893 and encodes 572 amino acids. Gene Ontology annotation, biological process: early endosome to late endosome transport; endosome to lysosome transport; protein phosphorylation.